Molecule: messenger RNA, 1392 nt
Organism: Dendronephthya gigantea
Lineage: Eukaryota; Metazoa; Cnidaria; Anthozoa; Malacalcyonacea; Nephtheidae
Product: fibrillin-1-like
Exons: 11
Coding region: 115-1392 (425 amino acids)
Molecular function (GO): calcium ion binding
Source: RefSeq, a predicted model, not a curated record
CAGUAUUUUCCUGCUGUUCUAGGCAAACCAACUGUUCAAAGUCCUGAAAUAAUUUCCAAUAAUCUUAUAACCAGAGUUGUGAAUUACCGAGUCAGACAAGAAACGAUUUAAACGAUGUUUGUUGCGGCCAGCUUGAGCUUGCUGUUGCUUGCUAUUGGAAACAUUUCAGCAAACCAAUGUUCCCCGACGAAUUACGACACAAUCAUAAAAGCAGGUCCAUCAUUGCCUGCGGAUGAAAUAAUAUCAAGACACAAUGUUACAUCUUCAGUUGUCAUGUUGGGAUGUCACACUCACUGCAAAGACGAAGACAAAUGUGUUGGAUUCAACUACAGAACAACAAAAAAUGUUGAGAAUUGCCAACUGACCAACGUUACUAGAAAGAAAGAAGAAACGAAACUGACCGGAUAUUGGAUAUUGAUGAUAUUGAUGAGAAAUGUUGAAGCAGCGAAGAAGGCGGUUGAAGAAGAAAAUCUUAUCAGGAAAUCAGACGUUGACGAGUGUUCCCUGGGAACUCACAAAUGUCACUCAAACGCAACCUGCAAUAACACCAUUGGCUCCUACGAAUGUCACUGUCACGGAGGAUUUGCUGGAAAUGGGAAAACAUGCUUAGAUGUUGACGAGUGUUCCCUGGGAUCUCACAAAUGUCACUCAAAUGCCACCUGCAAUAACACUAUUGGCUCCUACGAAUGUCACUGUCGCAGUGGAUUUUUAGGAAAUGGGAAAACAUGUUCAGAUGUUGACGAGUGUUCCCUGGGAGCUUACAAAUGUCACUCAAACGCAACCUGCAAUAACACUAUUGGCUCCUACGAAUGUCACUGUCGCUCAGGAUUUGCUGGAAAUGGGAAAACAUGUUCAGACGUUGACGAGUGUUCCCUGGGAACUCACAAAUGUCACUCAAAUGCAACCUGCAAUAACACUUUUGGCUCCUACGAAUGUAACUGUCGGAGAGGAUUUGCUGGAAAUGGGAAAACAUGUUCAGACGAUGAUGAGUGUUCCCUGGGAACUCACAAAUGUCACUCAAACGCCACCUGCAAUAACACUAUUGGCUCCUACGAAUGUCACUGUCGCGGAGGAUUUUUAGGAAAUGGGAUAACAUGUUCAGAGGUUGACGAGUGUUCCCUGGGAACUCACAAAUGUCACUCAAAUGCCACCUGCAAUAACACUAUUGGCUCCUACGAAUGUCACUGUCGCAGAGGAUUUGCUGGAAAUGGGACAACAUGUUCAGAUGUUGACGAGUGUUCCCUGGGAACUCACAAAUGUCACUCAAACGCUACCUGCAAUAACACUAUUGGCUCCUACGAAUGUCAUUGUCGCAGAGGAUUUGCUGGAAAUGGGAAAACAUGUUCAGGCAAGAUUAUUAUAAUCGAUUUUUCAUAUGCAACUCAAAUUUGA